AAUGAGAGAGAAGAGAUGGUUGAUCAUUGGAACCACGGGCAUCCACUUACAUUGGUGGAAGCUCGUGGAGGAGAAUUCUGUUAUGGGUGUCUAACGUAUUUUAGAAGGGUUGAGAAAGGUUAUGGAUGUAGCCAGAAAUGUGGGUAUGGUAAGAUACUACAUGAAGAGUGUGCAGAGGCGCCGAGGAAGAUCAGGCACGCAAUGCACCCUCAACACAUACUCACUCAACAUCUCAAAACUGGGGCUGUGGAAGGGCGCUGUUCAAUCUGCCAAUCGUAUGUCUGGGGAAUUUUCUACACAUGUACGGAUGCAGAGUGUUCGUUUGUGACGCAUAUCAGAUGCGCGCAGGGAAGCGACAUGAUGUAUCCAGCCGAAGAUGGCGAGGAGCAGCAGAUCAUAAGUCAUCCGAGUCACCCCAAGCAUGGAUUGAGGUUUCUGAAGAGGAGUUGUUCCUUCAAGUGUGAUGCGUGCGGCACAACACGCAGAGGGAGUUCCUACUUGUGCAACAGAGAUGAUUGUCAGUAUUGGAUCCAUGAGAGAUGUGCUUCCUUGCCUCAGAAUAUCCAAAGGGAAGAUCACAAUCAUUCCCUCUCUCUCUCUUUCCAUGUCCCUCCUCAAUAUCUUAGAUAUAACUACCGUUGCGAAGUGUGCAUAAACAAAUUAAACUCCAAACAAUGGAUAUAUCAUUGUGAGCUUUGCAGCUACGUUGUCCAUCUCAACUGCGCCUUCAAGAAAUUGCUCCCCACCACUAGAGAGAAGGGGGUCAUGGAGUUUCCAAUGAAUGAUGUGGCUGUGAGUGAGGACCUAAUUGGAGCUUUUCUAAGAAGACAAGGAGUUGAAGCAUAUACACAUUUACUCACCCCUCCUCAAGAUGAUGUUGAUUAUGAGUUACACCAUCACAAACUCACAUUAGUCUCAUCAUCAUCAUUUCAAGAAGAAAAUGAAGAAAAUAGUGACGAUGAGGAAGACUACUCUUGUAUAAAAUUGGAGUUAAUAUGUGAUGGGUGCAUUACUCCGAUAUUUCUGAAACAAACAUCAUCUUCUUCUUCGUCUUCUUCUUCUUAUUCAGGUAGUAGUAGUAAAGAUAACUACUACUACAUGAGAUGUAGCAUGAGAUCCUGCGAAUACUAUCUUCACUUGGCGUGCUUCCUCUUGCCAACUCAGCUCACUUCUCUUCCUCUUUUCCACAAACAUGAUCACAGCUUUCUCCUUCAAUCCGGUCACAAACUUAAACCAUGGGAGUUGUCAUUUUGCAGCAUCUGUGGCACAUAUAAUAAUGGUCUAUAUUAUGCCUGUACAAAAUGCAAGCGCUUCAAAGUAGAUAUAAAGUGCGCUUCAAUGCCGGAAACCAUAUAUCACGCAGCUCACCCUCCACACCCCCUCAACCUUCUCUCCCCAGUAGAUACUUUGACACGAGGUCCCAAUUUAUGUGAUGGCUGUAAUAGUCUCGUCUGGGAUUCUGAAUAUAGGUAUGCAUGCGGCAGCUAUGAUUUCAUUGUGCACCUUGACUGCGUGGGGCUGCCGGCAUCAACCACCAGCCUUAAAUGGGACAAGCACCACCCGCUGCUGUUGACGCAUGACGCCACUCUAAACCGUCCCGGUGAUUUCUACUGCAAUGAAUGCGAGAAAGAAAUGAACCCAAAGAGCUGGAUGUAUCACUGCCGCAGCUGCGAUAUUUCCUUCCAUCCAUAUUGCUUUAAAACUACAUCCGGCGAGUAUAAAAACAUCAAGUUUGGUCAAAAAUAUGUGAUCGCCGGAGCUCACUGCCACACUCUCACCUUUCAACUUCUCACUACAAAACGCCGCUGCAAUGUUUGUGGUGAGGAUAGGCAUGAAAACACUGGUUUUCACUGUGCAUCAUGCAACUUCUUUGUUUGUUUCUACCGCUGCGGUAAACAUAUGAUCAAAGAUAGCAACAUUAAGGCCAUGGAUUGAAAUAAAAAGCCCAAUUUUUACAUUUUUUAUUCUUUUAGGUUU
Molecule: messenger RNA, 1977 nt
Organism: Salvia hispanica
Lineage: Eukaryota; Viridiplantae; Streptophyta; Magnoliopsida; Lamiales; Lamiaceae
Source: RefSeq, a predicted model, not a curated record